Messenger RNA from Maniola jurtina (meadow brown), 2365 nucleotides. RefSeq lists its product as uncharacterized. The record is from RefSeq and is a predicted model, not a curated record. The transcript has 12 exons. Lineage: Eukaryota; Metazoa; Arthropoda; Insecta; Lepidoptera; Nymphalidae. The coding region runs from base 73 to 2298 and encodes 741 amino acids. Gene Ontology annotation, biological process: proteolysis. Gene Ontology annotation, molecular function: zinc ion binding; metalloendopeptidase activity.
GUUUGGUAUAAAAUUUAUUUCAGCUCCAAACAGUUUAUUUGACAUAAAAUUGUAUUUGAACUCGAUACAAAAAUGCUUUCAGUUUCAUUUCAUAAAGCAUUUUUCAUCUCAUCGAUAAUAUACUUUCAUUUUCUAUCAGUUAACUGUGUGGUUCCGACUUUAAGUGUUAAAAAAGUUAAUAGCAAACUAAUUGAAAGGAAACGACAAGACACCUCAGAAAUAUGCAGACUAUUUAACGAAGAAAAUAGUCGCCGCCAAAUUAGUAGUGCUACUAAUAUAAAAUCGAAUGUUAAUAACAGUCCAACAACAAGGCAUCGCAUAAAACGAAAUGUUGAUUCCAACAAAAUUGAUAACCCAGUUUUGCAUCGAAAAGAUAUACUGAGAGUUGAAAAAAUCGUAGACAAAUUAUAUGAUGAUUUCGAAGACAAUGGCAAUCAUAUUACCUAUAGGCAAAGGAAUCUUGAAAAUGUUACAAAGGGAAUGAAGGAUAAACAAAAUAGACGAUUUAAUUUUGCACCUGCUCAACUUUUUGGUCCAUUAGAAAAAAACACUACGUUAGAACUCACGGCGGAACAUACAACCCUUGAAGAAAUAACGAUUCCAUGGACUAAGAAAUGGAAGCAUGGAAUUCUUCCUUAUUUCAUUGAUCCUAAUACGUAUGAUUCACUUCUCUCGGACAUCAUAUUAAAAGCUUUUGACUACAUAGAAAAAGUUUCCUGUAUUCGUCUACAACGCCUUCGAGAAAAACCUGUUGAUAAACAAUCACUGCAAAGUGUUGAAUGGCUUUACAUAACGAAUCCUUCUGGUAUAAGGCAAUGCGUUCAUAGCAAUGAACGGAAACCUAAUACGGGUGUCCAGAUGGUCGUUCUAGGCUACGAUUGUUUAUCACAGGGGGAAAUAGCCCAUGAAGUGAUGCAUGUGCUAGGCUUCUCCCAUGAACACACACGCUCGGAUAGAGAUCGCUACAUCACCAUAUUAUGGGAUAAUAUCAAACCUGGAUAUAAAAAAUAUUUCGCGACGAGGCAUGACGGGCGCCUACUAAAUCUUCCGUAUGAUUACGCCAGCGUUCUUCACUAUCCACCUCGAGCAUUUUCCAAAAAUGGCCAAAUUACUAUCAUGACAGAGUCUGAAAUCAAAGUUGGUCAACGUGAAGCUCUCAGCGAAUUAGACGUAGAAAAGAUCGGUAUGAUAUAUGGCCACGAAUGUGUUGAGCGAAACAAAGAUUAUUUACUCAAAACAUGUCCAAGUGUAGUAAAGAUAAAACCAAAAACUAAAGAAGCCACAGCAAAAGACAUCGAAGAAUACUUCAAAGACAGAAUUUGGCCGUACGGAAUUGUUAACUAUCAAUUAAAAGAUAAAAUGGAAUUUACUGCUGAAGAAAGAGAGAAUAUGAAAGCUGUAUUUGAUCAUAUCGAAAAAGAAACCUGCAUAGAAUUCCGGGAUAUCGCUGAUAAAGAUGACCUUGGUGAUAAUGAUAAUUCCACUGAAACUACUAUAGCUUUAUUUAAUAAAGAAAAGAAUACAGCAGUUCAGUCUACAAAAGAAAACGAAGAAUCUGCUACAGUUACAUCUGACAAAGAAACUGAUAAACAAAUAGAAGGAAAUGAUACAAAUGUUGAAAAUGAAAUAAUUACAAACGAAUCUAAUCCGUCGGAGAGAGUAAAAAUGACAAUCAAACUAUCUGAAUUAAAUCGAGCUACCUCACCGAGCAAUAUGAAACUCUUUGAGAAACAUGAUACAUCUGAUGAAUCUAACCGUAGAUAUGUAAAGCAAACUGCGACGAGUAACAAGACUGUUUUACCUAAGUCACCUGCUAGACGUCAUGCAGCCAAUGUGCUGGUGCUAUCGCGUUCUACAAAACCAGGGUGUCAAUGCCCAGCUGCUGGGCGACCAAACGGCAACCAGGUUCUUACAAUCAACGCAGAUUGUUUCAAUUCAGUGAACGAUCUUCUUCAUUUGUUCGUCCAUGUGUUAGGUCUGGAGCACCAACACAAGAUGUACGAUCGGGACUCUUUUCUACAUAUUGAAUGGGAGAAACUCACUCCAGAAAUAACUGAAGAUAUUAAAAACACAUUGCCUCCGGCCGCUUCAGCCGGAUUCGCUUAUGACUACCAGAGUGUAAUGCACUACCCCUGGCUUCGGAUAAAGGAUGGUGUUACCAAUAUCAUGUAUCCUAUUUGGAAUGAUGGCUGGGCAAUGGGUAACUGGCAAGGAUUAAGCUGGGUGGAUGUUCAAAAGAUAAAUCUCAUUUAUACGGAUCAGUGUGAGAAAAGAAAACAGCAUACGCGCAAUAUCUGACCCAAGGUUGAGACUUGAGACAUAAAUUUAUUAAAAAAAAUAAACUUUAAAGAAUAGUUUAAAAUCU